CUUACAUCCCUAUUUAGGCUUUUCCCAUCAGCGCAGUAAGCUUAUCUCUGUGAUUUGAACAGUGAAAAAUUAAAUUACAAAAACGAAAAAAUCAAGAUGGAGGGAAAUCUUCGUCCACUCGCGGCAAACAACAAGCCAUUUGUCUUUGGAGGCAUUUACCGCACAAAGUGAAAGUGUGUGUAUUCAUUACAAUUGUGAACUCAUUUGCAAUAGCCACUAAAAGCGGGUUAAUCGAAAGUGCAGAGUCUGCACUGCAGAUCGUUGUCCGAAUUCCACCAGCAUCCACAAUGCACCCUCCAGCCCACCACCACCUCUUCCAUUGCAUUUUUAUCCCACCCAUUUGGUCAUUGCACUCAUUCCACUCCGCUCGUCCUUUCGAACAGCUAGAGAUCGCCAGCACUACGAUAGAUUCAUGCUUGACUUGCGGUUAUCGCUAACUUUUAUGGCUACUGAAAAUGGAUUCACCCAAAAUUGUAACUAAAAUUAUUAGUUUUGCGUCAGAUAGCAAUGCCCAUUCACUCCACCGAAAGUGCCCGAAACGAGCCGGCGGCCAUGAGCACAGCCGAUGACCGAAGGAUCCCCAUAACUAUGCUAUUCCAAGUCCAAAAUUAAUUCGUGUUUGAUUUGUUUCUUACUAAAAUAGAAAGAAAAAAUUUAACUUAUUUUAGAAUUGUGUAACUUAUAGAGCACUAGUCAUUAAAAAUUAAUCUAUUUUUGCAUAUCGGAGAAAAUUGUAUUGGAAUUAGAAUUUGAUUUUCUCGAACCUCGCUGCAACAGAAUACAUUAGCGAAAAAUUAACUCACCAUGAGACUGCAUUUAUUUGUUAAUCGGACUCUGCUGUUUUUAACCCCUUAAAAUGAAUGAGGGAAUUGUUACCCUACCCUAGAUCCAAAUUCGCUGGGCAGGUGGCUCCGAUGGUGCAGAGCUUUGUUUCGGGGCACUUGGGUCGCAGGAAUGGCCAUGGCUAUUUCCGGAACUAUGGUUUUAAGUUGACCAGCCGACCACCCUGACGCUUCCGGGUAACUUGACGACUUGAUGGUUUCCGUUGGCCAGCGAGUCGCUUUUCUGUCGACCCACUGGACCAGCCCGUUGCCUUUGCUAACUAAUCGGUUAACUCUUUCGCAAACGCAGAAUCCCAAUGGCACCGUCAAGACUUUGAUCCAAAUGCCGUUGCAGGCCGCCAAUGUCCAGGAGCAAAAGUCUCCUCCGGUGGCUUCAUAUCCGACACCGGCCACUCCGGUGGCUGUUCAGUCGCCACCGGACGCAUUAUUGGCUGUGAAGCCUCCAUCGGCUCCUGUACCUGUUCGAGUGUCGAACUCUUCCGUCCAGCACCAGAAUCCGGAUGCAGAUUCGAAGCUGCCCUUGCCAGUUAUAAUCAAGGAGGAGCCGAUCUCUGUCGACGAUAAACCGUCCGUCGAUAUUAUAGAGGAAAAUACCAGUUCCAGUACCAGUGCCAUCGGCAUCGGGGGCAAGAUCCCAUUUAUAAAUAUCUUCCAAAACCGCAAGAAGUCGUCUGAACGCACUCGGGACAAGAAGCUGCGACAGAACCGCCAGCUGCGCGAGUCCAUGCUCCCCAAGAACGCUCUGAUGGCCCUCAAGGAGGUUAAGGGCGUGACCAUCAGCGAUUUCACCAUCGUCAGCAAUACCUACGGGGGAUUCACGGCCGUUGUCACUGUGAACUCGACUCAGUACGUGGGCAAGGGUACCUCGGAAAUGACAGCUAAGAACGCGGCCUGCGAGGAGGCUUGGCGCGAUUUUAUAAUUGCAAAGAUGACUCCCAAGCCGCCCGGUAUUCACAAGGUGGAGACGGAUACCAACGAAGAUGAGGCCGAUGCUCCGGAUGAUGAUCUGCCCAUGUUGAAUCUGGCUUCGUUUGCCAUCUACAAGCUGUUCGCGGAGUGGGAGCGCAGGGGCUAUGUCGUACCCAAGAUGCACCCUUCGGCCAAUGCUGCCCAGCGUACGGAGCUACCCUUUGGCUGGGAGACCAUGCACCCGGCGAGCAUUCUUUGCAUUAUGCGCCCGGGACUCAACUACGUGGACUACGGAUUAUCUUGGCACAAGGUCACUUACAUGCAGCAUAUGGGAAUCACGGUGGACAACCAGAAGUUCCACGCCCACGGCAGAUCCAAGAAGAUCGCCCGUCGAAACGUGGCCGUGAAAGUGUGCAACUCUCUAUUCGGCACAAACUUCACCUACGACGACAGCGCUUAAGACACCAACUCCAGCCGCAGACUCCAACUGCCGACAGCAACACACCUCGCCAACACGCCUCUCUUAACGGCCAGCAAUCAGAAGAUUGCGACCCUGACGCCAAAUGCGCAGCUUUAAGAAUUCCUUCUCUGUGAAGGUGAAGAGGCAUAUUAAACAAGAAUUUACCAAUUUA
Drosophila simulans is the source of this 2383-nucleotide messenger RNA. RefSeq lists its product as uncharacterized. The transcript has 4 exons. NCBI's taxonomy places the organism in Eukaryota, Metazoa, Arthropoda, Insecta, Diptera, Drosophilidae. The coding region runs from base 1036 to 2211 and encodes 391 amino acids. The record is from RefSeq and is a predicted model, not a curated record.